Molecule: messenger RNA, 585 nt
Organism: Wyeomyia smithii (pitcher-plant mosquito)
Lineage: Eukaryota; Metazoa; Arthropoda; Insecta; Diptera; Culicidae
Exons: 1
Coding region: 1-585 (194 amino acids)
Source: RefSeq, a predicted model, not a curated record
AUGUCAACAGCCGAGCUGGCAUGUGAGGCACAUUUUCUUUUCACCUACCAGCGUAAUGAAACAGGAAGAUUUAUUGUCAAGCUACCAUUCAAGGAGAAUCUUUCCCAGCUGGGUAAUUGUCGUUCCGUGGCCUUGAAGCGAUGUCUCAUGCUGGAGAAACGAUUGAUUCGAAACCCUGAGCUGCAAACCCAGUACGUGAGUUUCAUCCGGGAAUAUGAGUCUUUAGGUCAUUGUCGUGAGGUAGCCGAAUCGGAGGACGAACCAAACCAACAAAUGUAUAACCUCCCGCACCAUGCAGUACUGCGGCCGUCCAGCUCGAGCACUAAAUGUCGUGUCGUGUUCGACGCAAGCGCAAAAUCUUCACCCUUGGAACUUUCCCUUAAUGAUGUACUCCAGAUCGGCCCAGUAGUACAAAACGACUUAUACCACGAUUCGCUACGUUUACGAUUCCGUACGUUUAGAGUUGCCUUCACCGCAGACAUUUCAAAAAUGUACCGCCAGAUACUCGCAGCUCCAUCGGACCGUCGUAUUUUGAGAAUUUUCUGGAGAGAAAAGCCGUCGUUACCUUUGCGUGUUUUGGAAUAG